Molecule: messenger RNA, 687 nt
Organism: Fonsecaea nubica
Lineage: Eukaryota; Fungi; Ascomycota; Eurotiomycetes; Chaetothyriales; Herpotrichiellaceae
Exons: 1
Coding region: 1-687 (228 amino acids)
Biological process (GO): regulation of DNA-templated transcription
Molecular function (GO): DNA-binding transcription factor activity
Source: RefSeq, a predicted model, not a curated record
AUGACUUUGAACACCGAUUUCACCACCUCGCCCGUCUUAGCGGAUGACGCCAACAUUUGGGAGUUUCCAUUAUCCUCUGAUGUCCCCUACAACAACAGUUACAGCCACCAGUCGCCCGUUUUCAGCGACCAUGAACUCUUCAUCCAGCCGACAGAAACUCCUUCCCCCGGGCUGGUUGCUCAGAGACCGUCGCCUGAGUUUGUCCAGCCCCACGACCUUCAUCCCCGGGGUCUUGAGGGGUCGACUUCGCCAGCGAGUCAAACUUCGCAACUGGGACGAACCAGUUCCAUAGACUCGCCCGCUGGAUCCAUGUCACUGAGCCACCAACAGCUCCUUCGACGAAUGUCCCUGGCCACAAUCGACCUAAACGACGACUCUUACCGACCUAGAAAUACCCCGGCGCGACGGAAGAAGAGCACAACUGGCCGCAUCGCCCCUCGCUCGGAAAAGCACGCGCGCGAGCUGGAGCUGAAUCGCAGAGCCGCAACAAAGUGCCGCAACCGUCAAAAAGUGUUUAUCGAGCACCUCCAACAACGGUGCCGCAAGGAGGAAGAGAAGAUGCAGAUGCAGACCUCGCUCGUCUCAGCCCUGCACGACGAGGUCGUCGCGUUGAGAAACGAGGUCCUGCGCCAAAGCUUCUGCGACUGCCGCUUCUUGUCGGGCGCAAAUUCGGCCUUGCACUCGUGA